Messenger RNA from Aspergillus mulundensis, 1296 nucleotides. Its product is annotated as putative MFS monocarboxylate transporter. Gene Ontology annotation, molecular function: transmembrane transporter activity. The coding region runs from base 1 to 1296 and encodes 431 amino acids. Lineage: Eukaryota; Fungi; Ascomycota; Eurotiomycetes; Eurotiales; Aspergillaceae. The transcript has 2 exons. The record is from RefSeq and is a predicted model, not a curated record. Gene Ontology annotation, biological process: transmembrane transport. Gene Ontology annotation, cellular component: fungal-type vacuole membrane.
AUGCGUCGAGCUGCUCGGCAAGAAGUUCCUGCGGCCUUUGAGGCCGAGUCAGUGGCUGAAGCUGAGAGUCAUGCAGUAACCUGGGCCUUUCCCGAGGGUGGCCGACAGGCAUGGACCUGCCUACUGGGGUCCUGUUUACUCAUGUUUCCCUCGUUUGGUUUUCAGACUGCCAUUGGUUCUGUUCAAGAAUAUAUCAGCACGAACCAGCUUGCCGGGUAUAGUGUCCGCGACGUAGGCUGGAUCACUGCCAUCCUGGUGUUUCUGACUCUAUUCCUCGGAGUCCAAGUUGGUCCUCUUUUUGAUCGAUAUGGACCACGGACUCUGUUGAUUUGCGGGUCGCUGGCCAGCUUCAUGUCGUACAUGCUGCUCGCAGAAUGCACCAAGUACUGGCACUUCAUCCUGUGUUUGUCCGUGCUUGGAGGAAUCGCCGCCGCAGUUAUUACCACCGUGUCGAUUGCUGUCCUGAGCCACUGGUUUUAUCGCCGGCGCGCGCUUGCGUCCGGCCUCUGCAUGGCGGGAUCCUCUGCCGGCGGAGCGAUCCUACCACUCGUUCUACGGGCGCUAUUCCCGCGGUAUGGUUGGACAAUUGCCAUCCGCGUGGUCGCCUUCAUCGCGCUAGGAUGUUAUGCGCUAGGUGUAAUCCUAGUCCGUGGACGACUACCCCUAAGUGGCAGCGCCAGCAAAGCAACGAUUGACUUCCGCGCGUUCAAGUCACUGCGCCUCUGCUUCCUGACCGUGGCCGUGUUCUCCUUCGAGUUCAUCAUCUUCGGCUGUGCCGCACUACUACCAACGUACGUGCGCUUUGCCGGAAUGUCCACAGACAUCCAGUUCUACUCCCUCACCGUCUUGAACAGCAUGAGCUUGCUGGGCAGAGUCUUUCCCGGAGUUGCCGCCGACCUGUUUGGGCGCUUUAACAUCCUGCUGUGUCUAGUAGUAGUCACAAUGGUAGCCAUGGCGGCCGUGUGGCUGCCCUUCGGCACCCGCGACGAGACAACACUGCUCGCUGUCGUUGCGGUAUUUGGAUUCGGCUCUGGCGGGUGGCUCUCGCUGGCGCCGGUGUGCGCCGGCCAGUUAUGCAGAACAGAAGAGUACGGACGCUACUAUGGCACCAUCUACUUUGUGGCGGCGUUUGGGGUCCUCUUGACGGUUCCUGUUGGGGGCGAUCUGCUGCAGUCAACCACGCCCAGGGUGCUCAUUGGGUUCUAUUCGGCGGUGCUGCUGGUUGGGUUUGUUGCGCUUGCGUUGUCGAGAUGGGCUUUGUUGGAGUGGAGGUGGAGGUGGAAGGUGAAGGUAUAA